CGCGCACACACGCACGACGUACACACGCUCUACAACACACACACACACACACACAUAUACAAAUAUGGCGGCCUCUAUUUCACCGCUACGCUCCUCCUUCAGGAUUUGCAGCCCGUUAACGUUACACCAUGACUGCUGCCGGGCCAAACUGCGGAUGCACAGAAAAUGCGACAGUCAAAGGAGACAUCUACACCAGUCGGCGACGAGGCACGCCGCUGUGGUGAUUUCAGGGACAGAGUUGGCUCGUCAGCUGCACAGAGAAAUCCAGCGUGAUGUGGAGGAGUUGGUUGCCCAGGGCAACAUGAGACCCCACCUAGGAGUGGUCAUAGUGGGCGACGACCCGGCCAGUCGUACUUAUGUUAGGAACAAGACUCGGGCAGCCAGCGUCCUAGGUAUUUCCAGUGACACAGUGGUGCGGCCCAGCUCGGUCUCCCAGGAGGAGCUGCUGGAGCUGAUUGACAAGAUGAACCGUGACUGGAGGGUCAGCGGCCUGUUGGUGCAGCUGCCGCUUCCUGAACACAUCAAUGAGCGAGCAGUGUGUAAUGCCAUCGCUCCAGAGAAGGAUGUGGAUGGCUUCCAUAUUGUGAAUAUCGGUAAGCUGUGCCUGGACCAGAGAUCCAUGGUGCCCGCCACACCUGCGGCUGUCUGGGAGAUCAUUAAAAGAGCAGGUAUUGAGACGGUGGGAAAAAACGUGCUGGUAGCUGGUCGAUCCAAAAAUGUUGGAAUGCCCAUCGCGAUGUUGCUGCACACCGAUCGCAACCAUGAACGCCCAGGAGGUGACGCCACAGUGACCAUUGCCCACAGAUGUACACCGAAGGAACAGCUGAAGGAGUUAACCAGCCUAGCUGACAUCAUUAUUGCAGCUGCAGGUGUUCCCAGGCUGAUCACAGCGGAUAUGGUGAAAAAGGGCGCUGCAGUCAUUGACGUGGGCAUAAACCGCAUUCUGGAUCCAAAAACGGGAAAACUCCGGCUCAUCGGUGACGUGGACUUUGAGGGAGUGAAGGAGAAGGCAGGUUUCAUCACACCUGUUCCCGGGGGUGUGGGUCCCAUGACGGUCGCCAUGCUGAUGAAGAACACUGUGACCGCUGCCAGAAACGCACUGAUGCAUUAAACACACAUUAUUAGGCUGUGUGUUUUAUUGAAUCAUAAUGCAAACAGCGUAUGCAUUCAUGCUUUCAUACAAAAACCAGUUCGUUAGGUUUGUAUACACGCACAGACACAAACACAAACAUGUAACACACUUUUAUUUAAAAAAAAAAAAAAAAAAAUCCACAAAGUCAAGACUCCAUACCUGCUGGGAAACUUACUUGAUAUGUACUUUGUUUAUAUUGUGAAUUUGUUCAUUUAUUUAUUUAAGUUAUUUAUUUCAGAGUUCGCUUUUUAAGAAUUUAGAUUAAUAUUUUUUCUACUGAAGUUGAUUUGGUUCAUUUUUGAACAUCCAGGUUCACUGGUAAAUAAAACUUAAAUAAAAAAAAAGAAAAAAAA
Messenger RNA from Scatophagus argus, 1485 nucleotides. RefSeq names its product methylenetetrahydrofolate dehydrogenase (NADP+ dependent) 2 like (gene mthfd2l). Gene Ontology annotation, cellular component: mitochondrion. The transcript is spliced from 8 exons. NCBI's taxonomy places the organism in Eukaryota, Metazoa, Chordata, Actinopteri, Scatophagidae. Gene Ontology annotation, biological process: tetrahydrofolate interconversion. The record is from RefSeq and is a predicted model, not a curated record. Gene Ontology annotation, molecular function: methenyltetrahydrofolate cyclohydrolase activity; methylenetetrahydrofolate dehydrogenase (NADP+) activity; methylenetetrahydrofolate dehydrogenase (NAD+) activity. Bases 65 to 1111 code for a protein of 348 amino acids.